Pseudophryne corroboree (corroboree frog) is the source of this 2152-nucleotide messenger RNA. RefSeq lists its product as uncharacterized. Gene Ontology annotation, molecular function: ATP binding; glucuronokinase activity. Gene Ontology annotation, biological process: biosynthetic process. NCBI's taxonomy places the organism in Eukaryota, Metazoa, Chordata, Amphibia, Anura, Myobatrachidae. The coding region runs from base 168 to 2051 and encodes 627 amino acids. The transcript has 23 exons. The record is from RefSeq and is a predicted model, not a curated record.
GAGCUGGAUAAAUGCAGGAGUCCUGAGUUGCACUGUGGAAUGCUGCAGCCUGUGCUUCCCUGGGUAAUGUUAUAUCCGUACAGCCUGGGCCCAGGGCGUCCUGCAGGUCUGUUCGGUUCCUGAGUCUCUGAGAGCUGCAGAUCUGGGACCCACCGGUCCAGGACACUAUGAUCUGUAUACUGCUGGUGGCAGGACACGGCACGUUGCUGGAGAGCCACAUAAAGAAUGAUCAGAGCGGGUUAUACAGUUUUCUGGAAGAUGUCCCCAAAGCUCUUUUGCCCGGUGUGGGGGGGAAGAAGAUUCUGGAUUACUGGUGGAAAGCUGUGAACACGAGACAGCUUUUCAGUGAAGUCUACCUAGUGACAAAUGCAGACAAGUACAAACACUACGAGCGGUGGGCAACAGCCAAUGACUUCCCGGUGGAGAAUAUCAUCAAUGAUGGCACCACCACCUAUGACGCCAGGCUUGGUGCAGUCGCUGACCUGGAACUCGCUAUUUCCAGCAAGAAGCUAGAUGAUGACAUCAUGGUGAUUGCUGCGGACAUGUUGUGCGCGGACCAAAAUUUUGACAUGGCUCAGGUGCUGAAGUUCUUCAGGCUCAAGGAGGGAGAGCUGGCAAUUUAUUAUGAGAUGGAAGAAGGUGAAAGCACGUCAUCACGGGGGAUCGUGGAAGUGUGCCCAGAUAGUCAUCGGAUCACGCGUUUUUUGGAGAAGCCUCAGCAAGGACAGACGAGCUCGAGAAUGGCCAGCGUCGUGUUCUACUGUUUCCAGAGACGGACGUUGCCCAGCCUGGAGACGUUCCUGACUGCGUUCCCAAACACAGAAGAGCGAGUGCUGGGAAGAUAUAUGGAAUGGCUAAUAAACACCGCUGGCGUUCCGGUAUACGGGAUGAAGCUACCUACAGGCUUUCAGCUGAUCGGACAAGUGGGAUUACCGGAUUACACGAAGUGGCUGGCUCAUUACUCUACUCUGAAGAACGAGCCCCGGGUGAAGGCGAUCACUUGCCGCGCAUACGCCAGGAUUGGCAUCAUUGGGAACCCCUCGGAUGGCUAUUACGGGAAGACCAUCUCUAUGACCAUCUCCAACUUCUGGGCAGAAGUCACUAUCUCCGAGAGUAAACGGCUGGUUUUGGUCCCGCAUCCCUUAAAUGACCCGACAGAGUUUGGAAGUUUGCUGGAUUUAUACUACAUCAGCAGGAAGGAAGGAUACCUGGGGGGGCUGCGGCUGCUACAGGCCACCUGCAAAAAGUUUUAUCAGUACUGCUCUGAAAAGGGAAUCGCACUGUCCAAGCAGAACUUUACCCUUAAGUACAACGUGAACAUCCCCCGACAGGUGGGUUUGGCUGGAAGCAGCGCAAUUGUGUCGGCGACUCUGAAAUGUCUCAUGAAGUUCUACAAUUUAUCAGACGAUGAUCUUCCAAAGUCUGUGCGUCCAAAUUUUAUUCUGGAUGUUGAGAAAGAAGAACUGUUUAUAACAGCCGGGCUGCAGGAUCGGGUUGUUCAGGUCUAUGAGGGUCUUAUAUAUAUGGACUUCAGCAAAUCCAUAGUGGAAGAACAGGGCUUUGGAAAUUACGUUCCGAUGGACAUCAGUUGUGCCCCUCCCUUUUGGCUUGCCUACCUGCGAGACCCUAGUGAUUCGGGAGUGAUUCAUAAUAACGUCCGGCAGCGAUGGCUGAAUGGUGAUGCUCAUGUUAUUGAGGCCAUGAAGAUCUUUGCAGAACUCACCGAUAAAGCAAAAAACGCAUUAGAGGAGAAGAAGUGGAAGGAGCUGGCGGAACUGAUGGACAAGAACUUAGAAUUAAGGAGAUCAAUCUUCACGGACGCGUGUUUGGGUCAAGGAAAUCUGAAGAUGAUAGAAAUAGCCAGACAGCACGGGUGUGCGGUCAAGUUCCCGGGCAGUGGUGGAGCUGUAAUUGGAUUAUGCUUUGACCCAAAAAUAUUGGUGGAGCUAAAGAAAUCAUACCAAGAGGCCGGCUUUGUGUUCUGCCCUGUGGUUCCCUACGACCCUGAGCAUCCGGACCCUAAUGCUGGGCCGCCAGCUGGUAGAAGCUGAAUCAUUUUUUUUAUAUUACACUGUGAAAAGUUUGUCCUAAAAAAACCAAAAACAUUUGCUGUAAUUUUCUAUAAUAAAUAAAAAGUGACGGUGUGAAGGAA